UUUUGUUUUGUCUUCCACUUCAGGUGGGAGUGUGUUUACCUUGUUUCUUGAAUGCUGUUGCAGGUUUGCACGCAGCAGUCAUGAAGAGGCCUUAUGGUGUUGGACUCCUUGUUGCUGGACUGGAUGAGUCUGGAGCUCAUCUCUAUUACAACUGCCCGAGUGGGAAUUACUUCGAGUACCAGGCGUUUGCUAUUGGUUCUCGCUCUCAGGCCGCCAAGACUUUCCUUGAGCGCAGAUUCAAGGGCUACAACGACUACAAGCCGGAGCAGCUCAUAAAGGAUGCCCUCUCCGCCAUAAAGGAAACGCUGCUAGGCGAGAAACUUACCAGCUCCAACUGCACUGUCGCUAUCGUCGGCGGAAAGGACGAUGGCACUGUCGAGCCAUUCGAGAUGAUCGGCGCGACGAGGAUCCAAGAAAUAAUCGACUCCAUGGAGGCCGCCGAGGAGGCGCCCGCUGAGCCGACCUCCGUGCAGGAGGACGACCAGGGUUCGGAUGGUGCGCCCAUGGACAUCUAGGCCUCCAAUACUUGUCAUCUCGAGCCUUACACCACAAUUCCGAGUUCCCAAUGACUGACUGCUUUAGAAAGUUGAGUUGUGACUCUUGUGUACUCUUUCUUCCAUGUUCCAACUCUGUGAUGAUGUCUUCGACCAGCAGUUACCUGGUUUUGGAGUUGGGCCGAUUAUAUAUCAUGCGAUGCAAACAAAAUCUUUU
Messenger RNA from Phragmites australis (common reed), 711 nucleotides. Its product is annotated as proteasome subunit alpha type-1-like. The coding region runs from base 81 to 515 and encodes 144 amino acids. Gene Ontology annotation, cellular component: proteasome core complex; proteasome core complex, alpha-subunit complex. Lineage: Eukaryota; Viridiplantae; Streptophyta; Magnoliopsida; Poales; Poaceae. The transcript has a single exon. The record is from RefSeq and is a predicted model, not a curated record.